This is a messenger RNA of Aphanomyces invadans, 2121 nucleotides long. RefSeq lists its product as hypothetical. NCBI's taxonomy places the organism in Eukaryota, Oomycota, Saprolegniomycetes, Saprolegniales, Verrucalvaceae. The transcript has 5 exons. Gene Ontology annotation, molecular function: protein binding. The coding region runs from base 1 to 2121 and encodes 706 amino acids. The record is from RefSeq and is a predicted model, not a curated record.
AUGUCCAAGACAACGGACCGCGAUGCGCUGUGUUGCAAGAAAUUGAAGACGUCGACCGGGGACGCAAAGGCGCAGGGACUUGAUGGAAAGCGCCUGCGUGCCCAGGUACGUGACGCGAUUCGACUGCGUCCGAUGCUCGCGAGGAAAGAAGUGGCUGCGAGUGGCAGUUCUGUCAUGGUCGCGGGCGCGAUUGAAGGAAGGCCUGUUGAAUUUGUCGAGUCGGGGAAGCCUAGAAGUGGCCGUGUUGUGUCGUUCAGUCGUGGUGACCAGUCCUGCGUCGUGAAUUGUGGCGACGGCAGUCCUGUUCAUUUGGACCUCACGACCGCAUGUGCCAAGGUGAUGUACGAGAUUGGAGAAAUGCACGAGUCUAUCGUGGCAGAAUUCGUGGGCUGCACCAUCGAGCUCGAUGCUCCAGCAACAAUUGGGGUAUUGAAACAGCACGAUAAGGACCUUAUGUGCUCCUUGGUGCGCUUCGACGAUGGGACAAAGGAGUGGCUUGAUCUGUCCCAGCGCAGAGUGUGCCUAGUACUGGGGGUGAACAGCGCAGGUUGUCACUCUUUGGAUGCAGUUUCGUCUCAAGCGGAAAACGACGGCUCGAUCAACUUGGCAUUGCCAUUGGAAUCGAGGGCGGGCAAGACACCGCGUUGUAGUUGGUACCAAGAAGGUCAUCACGUCGAAUUGUACGAUUCCGUCGGGAAAUUCCAAGAAGGAGCCGUCAUUUGUUCCUGUGACGAACAUGCGGGCAGUUUGGUUGUGGCGAACGAAUCCAGGGGAAAAUUUGAAAUCGACAUCACCACACAGCCGCACAAACUGGUGUUGCAUGGCUUCAGCGUUCUCAAAGACAUCCCUGUGGACCACAUCGUGGAAGUGUACAGCACGACGAAAGGAGGGUUCCGGCGAGGAUCGAUUUUGAAGAAAGCCGAAAGUGGCAAGUUGAUCCCAGUGCUCUUUGAGCACUCUGAAUCUAUCGAGUGGGUGGAUCUCUCGUCGCAAACGUUCAAGGUGGUGUGUUUUCCCAAGCAGAUCCGACCGCUGUCGGCGCGCGAGCGCCAACUCUCGGACGAUGCAAAUCGGAGACACGCAGACAACAACGUGCACGUGAACUUGGCCAUGUCCUAUGGCCAGGACAGGAUAAACGAUGGCUCGGUAUUCCGUUUUCCAAACCUGCCCGAGGGCACUCAAAUCGAAGUGUACCACAGCGACAAAUCCGUCUAUGUCAAGAACACUGUCGUACGCCAAGUGCAUUUGCGUCCAUACGUGUAUGAGUUGCAUGCAACGACGACGGGAAGUCGAUCUGUCGUCGAUUUGGCCGCCACGCGAUGCAAAGUAUUGCUAAAAGACUCAACGGGACUUGAUUUGAGGACACUCGUCGCGCACGUGAUUGAGGUGUUUGUCAAGGAAGAAAAGCGCGUGGAUGCGGGGCGAAUCUGCGGUUGCAACAACAAAGGGCGGAUGUUGCAAGUUCGUUUUCAAGGCGGGCGAAAGGAAUGGAUUGCCCUGAGCGCGAGGAAGCUCAAGAUUCGAUUGCACGAAGCACCCAUUGUGGAGCCACUGGUGUUCACACGUGCUCGAAGCAUGGACAAUCAAAACACUGACGACGAUGCCGCUCGCAAGACGCUGCAGAGAAGCCACAGCUAUUCGAUCCCACAGAUUCAAAAUCCGCCGUCGCCUCACCCCGUCCGACGGUCUUUCUCGUCAUCCAACAUGAUGAUCGUGCGUUCCCCGGUGUCUCAAUUGAGGCGGAUGAAGAGCUUUCACAACCCCGGCGACGCUGGUCCUGGUCACCCCGUGCUUGCUCGCACCAAUUCGAUGGAGAGCUUGGACGGGUACACCAUCGACUCAGCAAGGACAGUCGAAAGCUUGGCCGAGUCCGAUAUUGCCGACCCUCACGCCGAAUGGAGCAUGCAGAUCGACCCGUCGUCAAACCAAACAUAUUACGUUCACACUCCAACAGGCACGAGCCAGUGGCAUCCGCCCCCCAACGUCGAUGUCCAUGCCCUUCAGUGGAUCGCGACGGACUCGAUGGAACAACACCACGUCGAUCACGACGCUCCCAUCGUCCAUACCCCCAUCGGUCCGAUCGAGGCAGUUCGGCAUAUUCGAACGACUCUGCACAACUAG